Molecule: messenger RNA, 1378 nt
Organism: Entrophospora candida
Lineage: Eukaryota; Fungi; Glomeromycota; Glomeromycetes; Entrophosporales; Entrophosporaceae
Source: the annotation of a GenBank genome assembly
AUGGGUGCAGGUUGUUGUAAGGAAGAAGAAAUUGAUUUUAAUGCCGAGGUCGAAUUAUCACAUUUUCAUUUAUUAAGAUCAGUUGGAAAAGGGGCAUUCGGCAAGGUCCGAGUUGUUCAACACAAACGUUCCAAGGUUUUGUACGCGCUCAAAUACAUCAACAAAGAAAAAUGUAUAAAAAUGCGAGCAAUAGAGAAUAUUAUACAAGAACGUCGUCUGUUGGAAGAGAUCGAAUUAUCGUUGAUAUGCAAUCUGCGUUAUGCUUUUCAAGACGACGAGAAUAUGUUCAUGGUGCUUGACUUGAUGUUGGGCGGUGAUUUAAGAUUUCAUCUGGAGAGACAAGGGCAUUUGGGAGAAGAGGUGGUGAAAUUCUAUGUUGCUGAAAUUAAUAAUGUGUUAUUGGAUGAAAAUGGUCACGCGCAUUUAACAGAUUUCAAUAUUGCAGUUCACUAUAAUGAAAAAAGACCUCUUACAUCAGUGGCUGAAAUAUUAAAAAAGAAAGGAUAUCUUAAUUCUGUUGAUUGGUGGUCACUAGGUGUUGUGAUGUAUGAGUUAUUGUUUAGCAAGCGACCAUUUCGUGGAAAAACAAAUACAGCUUUAACUCGUGCAAUUCUUAACGAGCCUAUUCAUUUUCCUGAAAAUGUUAAUGAAUUGGUUUCUGAAGAUUGUAUAGAUGUUCUAAAAAGGUUUUGUGAAAGGGAUAUAACUAAACGUUUAGGAUGUAAUGGUAUUGAUGAAAUUAAACAGCAUCCUUGGUUUAGUAAUAUAGAAUGGGAUAAUCUUGUUACAAAACAAGCAACCCCUCCAUUUAUACCUGAUUCUAAACGCGCAAAUUUUGACGCAACACAUGAAUUAGAAGAAUUAUUAUUGGAGGACAAUCCGUUGAAAGCGAGGAAACGUGCCAAUCCUAACCAAGAUCUUAGUGAACUUUCCAAGGAAGUUCGAAUGAUGGAAGAAAAGUUUCUUAUUUAUGAUUUUUCAAAAAUGUCUAGAAAAAGUUAUUACAAAUACUCACCAGAUAAUAUGAAGAAUCUACAAAGUUCUAUUGAUAUUAGCUCCGCCAACAACUCCAUAUAUUUAAAAACUCAACCUUCCUCAGUAAUAUCAUCAACACAUGAACGACAAGAAUCAGAUAUGACUGCCGUGACUUCAGCUGAAUAUAAAACCAUUCUACCAGGAGAUACUCAAAAACAAAAUUUUGGUGAUGGUCAUACAAAGGACGCGUCCAUUAAUAAUGAUGAAUUAGAGCGUCACACGUUAAAACCAUACUCAAGUGCUCAAGAUAUCAAUAAAAAAAGUGCCUCGAUGCUUUUCCCAUCAACAGCGCACACAAAAUCCUCAUCUUUAACAUUACCGUCUACCAAUUAUCGUCACAGCA